Molecule: messenger RNA, 3375 nt
Organism: Zootermopsis nevadensis
Lineage: Eukaryota; Metazoa; Arthropoda; Insecta; Blattodea; Termopsidae
Product: 2-phosphoxylose phosphatase 1
Biological process (GO): glycosaminoglycan biosynthetic process; chondroitin sulfate proteoglycan biosynthetic process; dephosphorylation
Cellular component (GO): Golgi apparatus
Molecular function (GO): phosphatase activity
Source: RefSeq, a predicted model, not a curated record
AUCUACAGCACCAUGCACACGCUCGGUUCACGUGCACAGCCGAAGUUCAUUGGCUACGCCCAACCGACAUACAAGUUCAUUGGUUGAAAUUCUCCUCCCUGUCCAUGUGACUUUGUUUACAACGAUUGUCAAUUGCUAUGACUGCAUAUCUGACAUCUAGUGGUAAAAUUUAAAGCUGUGAAUUGGUUUUACAUGGCAGAAAGCGUUUGUAUGUAGGUAAUGUUAACGUCACAUUUCUGUAAAUCCUUGACAUGCAGUACAGAAAUUAGUACACAACCGGAAAAUGUAUGUUUGAAACCUAUCUUUUUCGUUAGCAUCUAUUCAUGCUACGAAUAUUGAGGUAGUUUGCUUCUUACCCGGGGUAAUUUAUGAAGUUUGAAUGCACAGCACAAAUUCAAUCUAUUGAAUAACGAUAAACUGUAGUCAUAUCUGUAAUAAUGUGAACACUUCCACGAUCAUAAUUUAUUCUACAUAUUACAAUAGUACGUUUAAACCAUGAAGCUUUCUUCGCAGCAUCGAGCGUUAUAUUGCUAUUUGAUCCUGAGUGUGUGGAUAUUUCUCUUAGUUGCCGGAAUGUAUAAAUACAUAGGAAAUGAAGACAGUAUAUCUGCCUUGAAGCAUACAAACAAUGAUAUUCCCAUACGAAGCUUUUCAAAAAAUUUUAAGCCUGAUAUUAAGACAAGACGAAUAUUCAAGUUGUGCAACCCUCCAGAGGAAAUUAUCAUUGGACAUGAAGGUCUGGUUCAUGGGAAUUACAUUCUGCAAGGAAUAUUGGUUUUCCUUCGACAUGGUGACCGGGGACCAUUAGCCCAUGUUAGAAAUAUCUCUAAUGUCAACUGUGCAGGAGAUCUUUUUCGAUCUGGUGGCAUUGAUUCUGAUAAAAAUUUUCGUUCAUAUGAAUAUUUUCUUCAAAACCUGUCAGAACCAGGUAGAUUUUCAAGCUUUCUCUCCCAGUUUUUGGGUCCUUUUCAUGGUUUUCCUUUGGUUCCACCAAGUUCAGGGGAAUGCCAGCUGGGGCAACUGACACCUGUUGGAGUUUCUCAACAUCUUAAAACAGGUCAGAUUUUGAGAGGUGUUUAUGGGGAUAAGUUAGGUGUUGGAAAUGGCUCCCUCUCAGCUGAUGAUAUAGCUGUCUAUAGUACACGGUACAGACGAACAUUCCAGAGUGCUUUGUCAUUUCUUUAUGCCUUUCUUUCUUCUGAGGAUUUUCAGAAGGUAACUCUCAAGGAAAGCCAGAGUAUAGCAUUUUGUUUUAAUGAUUGUGCUUGUCCAGCAGCAGAGAAAUUCAGGCACAGAUUCUCUGCAGAGAGCUCAGACCAUUUCCGAUCCCACCCAGCUGUUGUGAAACUUGUCAGCACUGUUGCUGAAAUUGUUUUUGAAAUGCCAGAUCCUACUCUUGCGUCCGACCCUAUUGCACUGAGGGAUGCUCUGUUGACUUAUGUCUGCCAUGGAGCCCAGUUACCUUGCAUUGAUGGAUUAUCAAUAAACAAGGUACCACAAGAAGUUUGUGUCCGAAUGGAGCAAGUCACUGGAUUGUUUGCAUAUACUGAAUGGGAGACUCGACAGUAUGUGAAGAGCAGUAACCUAAAGCGAUACUGUUUGCUCCGGGCAUAUGGUCUCAUGCGUGACAUAGUGUCUCAUAUGCUUCGUAUUAUCUCUGAACGGAAGCCCAAGCUUAUUGUAUAUUCUGGUCAUGACAGAACCCUUCAGUACCUUACUACUGCUCUUGGUGUUGUAUCAGAGAUGACAACAGUUCCUCAUUAUGCCUCUCGCCUUGUUCUUGAGGUGUAUAAGAAUACAGAGCAACAUCUAAUCUCCAAGCUACCCAAAGAUGGCCCCAUUGCAAGGGAUUUCUUCUUCCGUCUUGUUUUCAAUGGUAGAGAUCUCACAAAUCACAUCCAUUUUUGUAAAGGUGCAACCAGCAUCUUGAUGCAUCAGAUGCAUAAGUACAACACAACUGAAACCCCUCAUAAUGCUACAAAUUCACAGUCUUCAUCAAAAAAACAGUCACCCAUAUACCUUUGCCCUGUUGAGUCCAUUAUUCGGUUUUUGCAUGAUGAUUACUUUCUUAGCUUUAAUGCAUCCAAUUUCAAAGAUGCAUGUGCAAUUCACAAUUAAAAAAAUACAUGGUGCAUAUUUGUGUAAUUUACAAUUUUUGUGAUUUUCAUGUCACUUCUUUUGAUUAUAUGGUUAAUAUUUAACUGUAUGUUUUGUUAUACUAAACACUUUAAAAAUAAUUAUUUUUUCAGUAAUGUAUAUGAGUAUAGUAAUGUACAUACAUGUACUAAGCCAGGUUUCAUAAUAAGUAAUUCUGUAUGUUGUGCCCUUCCACUGAUGUAUUAUAUUCAGAUUUUAAAUGGAAGAUGCAACUUUCUGAUUAUUCAUAAUUCCGAUUUUCAAGUCCUAUAUUGUCUAUCCAGUAAUAAAUGCACAAGUGGAAAUAAUUACAAUACAGUUUGUCUAACUGGCAGGUGGCAGAUAUGACCUUUCAUCUCUGUGACUUACUAGAACUAUUUGAUGUAUAUUUUGCUCAUCAUAAAACUGCAGUAUAAUUUACAGUAUUGCUAUUGACUGAGUAUGUUUGGUCUAUGCAGUGCAAAAUCAGUAUUAUACCAAAAUGAACAGUUGUAAAAAAAUCCCUGCAAUGUUCUAUAAUUAUUUAUUUUAUUUACUUGAUUUUGUGAAUCACUGAAAUAUUUCCUCAUAUUGAGGUGUUCAAAGCUUGUUAGAGAUGUUCUAGUGGCCAUUGAUUUUAACAGAUUAAGUAUAAAAAGUACAGCUGUUUCUAAACAUGCUCCCAUCCUCUGUCACUGUCAUCUCAUAUGGACUUUCACUUUAUAAAAUGUCCUCCAAGCAGAUUACUGUAACAGUCCUUUGAGGUGAUACAAACAAUUUAACUGCAGAGAAUGGGGUUUCUAUAUUAUACGUUGGUGCUUGAGUUCAGUUUGCUUACAGUUAGAUAAUGUGUUCAGCCUCAACUGUUCUUGACAAUAUUGUCACCAUUCUGUCAUCUUAAAUACUGUGAUAGUAAUGAGCUUUUAUGUCAUCAGAAAUAUUUUAGUAAUAUCUGAUGUAGCUGGCUUUUGAAAGGGCUACUAGUCUGCUUGGUGGAUAGUUUUGAAACAAGUAACAAUUGUCUCAUUACUACCUCUUUCUAACAUUACAGCAUAUGCAAAAACAAGGAAGUUAGAUCAGAAUGUGCUUAUGUUUGUUCCAUAUUAAUGUAAGACAAAUACCUAAGCUGUAUAUUUGAAAUUAUGAUAAAGCAGAUUUGUGAUGCAAUACAUGAGUUAUAUAUGUCAAAACAGCCCAUAAACUGUAUCAUGAUUUAUGAAUUCUAGUCUGUUGUGAAAUAAAUGUGAGCUUUAAGGUUUA